AUGCAAUCUGCUGAGGCAAACAGGAAGAAAAGUUUGAAGCGUUCAAGAUCGCUUCCUUGCAAAAUGCCUGCAACAGACACCAGUGUAGCAAACACUCUCGAAAAUUGCAUGUCUUUUCCUCUUGAAGAGAUAGUGCAACAUCCAUUGCCUGGUUAUGGAGCGCCAACUUCAAUUAGUUUCAGUUCUGACGAUAGUGUGAAUUGUUUUUUAGCCCCCCUUGAUGGUGGGCUCGAUGAGACUAAUUUAUCUGCGGAAGAGAAAUUGAGAAGGGAGAGGUCAAGGGAACGUGGGUUGGGGGUGACACGAUAUGAAUGGGUGAAGACAAGCUCAAAGAAGAAAAUAAUCAUGGUGCCUUUGCCUGCUGGGAUUUAUUUCCAGGAUCUUUCCUUACAGGCAGAGCUUAAGCUUCCAAGUGCAUCAUUCUCUCCAAUUAUUGAUCCACAUCUUUCACCAGAUGGUAGUAUGCUUGCUUACCUGAGAGAUAACGAGCUGCAUGUGUUAGACCUUUUGUCCAAUGUUUCAAGACAAUUAACCUCUGGUGCUGACAUAAAAGUUGUGGGUGUUGGUGACACUGGUGGUAAUUCCUAUGAGCUAGGUUCAAUGUAA
Messenger RNA from Ilex paraguariensis (yerba mate), 606 nucleotides. The record is from the annotation of a GenBank genome assembly. NCBI's taxonomy places the organism in Eukaryota, Viridiplantae, Streptophyta, Magnoliopsida, Aquifoliales, Aquifoliaceae.